UUUUUUUUAAUAAUAAUAAUAAAAAGCUUUGUCUAAGGGUUUGAUCUCAGCUAUGAAACUAUGCUGAAGUUCUCAAUAUCUUCCUUUCCUGUGCCUGGCUACAAACCAGCAAGAACAAAUGGAACAACUUUGCAAUGGGAAGGAGGGUGGCAAGACGAAGCUUUCGCUGAGAGCGCACCAGUGUCUCUGGGGUGGUACCCACUGCUCCCAGCUGCCCCAGUGAUUGCAUCCUGGGGUUUUAAACACAGGAGACUGGUUGCAUUUCGUUUGUGAUGCUGGGUAAAGGGAAAUCGUUAAUUUUUAGUUUAAUGUUUAGGGUAAAUGCUUGUGUCUUAUUUUAAGGUAUACGUGGCUUGUCAGUCAAUGCUUAUUGUGCUCGUGGGAGCUGUGCCCGAGUAUCACAUAGACCAAGAAGGGAUUGCAGCGAGCAGAGCUGAGCUUGCCAAGCAUAUCCAUUUUGCAGACAACUUCACAUCUAUAGUAACCGAGUGGUACCUAAUUGAACAAGAAGCCUACAAAGUGAGCCUUGCAUCAUCCCUGUUUUUCGCUGGAUUGCUUAUUGGAAAUAUCACAUUUGGCCCUUUGUCAGAUAAACUGGGCAGGAAACCAGUGUAUAUCUCAGGUCUGUUUUUUGAUGUCGUUUUUGGGUAUGUCACAGCAUUAGCUCCAAAUUAUGACGUAUUUGCCGUGUCACGGUUUUUUGUUGGAAUUGUGAAUGGUGGAAUGGCUCUUGUGUCUUUUGUCCUAACCCAAGAAUAUGUAGGAAAAUCAUUUUGGUCAUUUACAGGUUCGUUGACUAAUUUGACCUUUGCAGUUGGCAUUGCUGUUUAUGCUUUACUGGGUUACUGCGUGAGAGAAUGGCGCUACCUUGCCUUGGUAUCGAAUACUCCAGGAGUCCUCUUCCUCCUUCUUUCUUUUAUGCUCCCAGAAUCACCACGAUGGCUAUAUUCCCAAGGGAAAACAGCAGAAGCUGAAGAUGUGUUGCAAUAUAUUGCCCUUGGUAAUGGAAAAGAGAGACUAAAUCUAAAAUUAAAACCGAGUGCAGGAAUUAUGAGAAAGGAUGAAUCGGCACCUGGUAUCCUAAACUUAGUAAAACAUCCAGUCCUUCGGUGGCGAACCAUCGUACUGAUGUACAUCUGGUACGUCUGCAGCUUUGUGUACUAUGGACUAACUCUAAAUGCUGGUGAAUUAAGAGGAAAUCUGUAUUUAAAUGUGGCUCUUACUGGUCUUGUAGAAGUUCCGGCAUUUCCUCUCUGCAUGUUUUUUAUUGAGAAAUCCUGGUCUGGAAGACGUAAAACUAUGACGUGUUUUCUGAUGUUUGCAGGUUUUGCCUGUAUAUUUACCAUGUUUUUACCAACAAAUGCUGGUCCAUUCCUCAGUCCCACUUUGUUAGCUUUGUGUGGAAAAAUGAUGGUCAGCGCCGCUUUCAACAUCGUGUAUAUUUAUACAUCUGAACUGUACCCAACAGUGCUGAGAAAUGCUGGCUUGGGUGUCUGUUCCAUGUCUUGCAGAUUUGGGGGCAUUUUGGCUCCAUUUGUGCCAUCUAUGAAAUCUCUUAGCGCUUCUGUACCCUUCGUGGUGUUUGGAAUCAGUGGCCUGUCAGCGGGAUUCCUGACUCUCCUUCUGCCAGAAACACUAAAUAAGCCGAUUGCGGAGAGCAUUGAAGAUCUCCAGAGUCCCAAAUACCAAGUGCUCAAAAACGAAGAGGCAGAGUAAUGGCAAACCAGUUAGAAGAAAACACUUAAAUUCCAGAAGCCCUGUCUGUGGUGGAAAAUGAAGCCUCAUUGAGAAGGUGCUGUACCACUUGAAGGGCAGAGUCUUGCUCUGUCUGUCUGAGAGGAACGGUUGGAGGACUUGUGCGUGAUGCUGUUUGUAGCACGUUGAACAGUUUUGUGUGGAGGCAAAUGGAGAAGAUGGAAGAAGUUGAGCAAAGCUUGUGAGAAAAGAGGUGACAAAUCUGUGCGUUAAUUUAAUGACUUGACAAAAGCGUACUUUGGAUGUUUGGACUCCUCUACGGCUUCUUAAAAUGAAGUAUUAAUUUAUUUUACAAAACGUAAUUGCUAGCUUUGGAUUAAGCUGUAAUGUUGUAAUUGAAGUGGUGUGUAUAAUUUAAAAUGUAGAUGGCCUUAUAUAUUCAGGCAAGCUGUAAUCGUGAAAAGUAACAGCAUCCCGUAUACGUUAAUUUUCUCUACAGGGUUUUUUGCCUCUGAAUUAUGGUAUGCCUCACAGUGUGAAGAGACCAAAGAUUUUUAUGGGUUGUUUGCCCUAGUAUGUCUAGCAUAAGAAACGUGAACAGGAGAUCUGAAAGGAGAAUAAAUGGAUUUUAAUGUGGGAGUAAGUAAUUUUUUUAAUACAGUCAUACAUGAAAAGAUACAUAAAGUUAAAAAUAACACUAUCGGAAAAAUGAUGCCAGGCCUUUAAGAGGUGCAUUUAAGGAGAGGAUGAGUAACCUUGAGGCAAAGGUUAUUCAGUUCUAGCUGUACAUGUGGAACUAGAAAUUAUUUAACGAGUCAUAGUGUAUAAUAUAUGUAAUAAUAUGUAAUCCAAUACAUUUCACAUACGAAUGGGAAAUUCUUCCUGCGAGUGGUGCAUGUCUGUUAAGAUACUUACGUUGGAAUAGAUGCAUCACAAAUGUUACAUUUUUUUGAUGGCCAACAGAAUUUUGUUAUUAAAAAGAACAUUAUUUAACAUCUGUAUUAUGAGUGCUGCUUUUUCCGGGAUGUUUACCCAGGCUUUUUGAAGAAUACUUGUGUCAUCUUGAUUCUGGCCCUUUAUCUAAUACACCUGAUAGGAAAAGGUUACUGAAAGGCCUCUGUGAUUUGAGCAAGUUCCAUAGUUAAAUAAUAAUAUAUAUUAAGAAAUAAUUCUGCAAAUGAACAUGCACCCAUGCAAGUGUGUGUGCACUUACACGCACGUGUGCACACAUAAGCACACGCAGGUUGCUCUGCCUGGAUGCCUCACUGAAAUCUGUGUGGUGUCCAUGUGUGCUUUACAAAUAGCCUGAUGGGCUUCCCAAGGGGAGAAAAUGAAUUGGCAAUCGGAACAACAUCUAAAUGAUGUUGACAUACGGGUGGAUUGCACAUGCAUUUGCUUAACCUCUGGGGCUGAAGCUUGAUGACAAACAGACUAUUGAAUACACUGGGAACUUUUAUCUUCUGAUCAUUUAUUUAUUCGUAAUUUUUGUGAUGUUUCAGUUUCAUGAGGAUUAGAAUUGAGUUUGUGUGAUUUUUUUUUUUUUUUUCUGAAUAAUAUUAAUGCCUUUCAUUGCAUUAACAUUUAUAACCACAGUGACCGAUUAUACCUCUUCAAAGAUAAUUGGGUCCGCAGGGAUAUGGUAAAGACCAAGUUUUGUUACAGUUGACUUCAAUUUUUUUAUUACAAGAAAUAAAAUUUAAUAAGAAAUAGAGUGAUAUAAAGUUGGAUUCCCAAAGCAGAGACAAGACUCUGGAACAGGAGGACCGUAAAGGGUACCAUUAUGUGGUGGGAGUCUGUUUCUCCCUCCUGCCACAUGUAUCAGGCUGUAUCGGUGCGUUUUUCCUCUGCCUUUUAUUCCAUAUUAUGAGAAGAACAGGAAACAAAGAUCAUCUACAUUUUGAACGUGCUUAUUUCUGCUUUAUUUGACCUGGAAUGAAUGAAUUCUUUGCCUGGGGCGACUUCGGUGCAUUUGGUGGAUUGAUGACCAGAAAGCUGUGUGUCCUGGAAAGAAGUUAAUGAUCUUUUCAGCAGCGCUGGCGUGGUACCUACAGCUCUUUUUAGGAGCGUAGGCCAGCGUGGAAGCUGGUGUGGUAGCUCGUCUCCAAGAUCCAAAAGAGAACGUGG
Messenger RNA from Egretta garzetta (little egret), 3819 nucleotides. Its product is annotated as solute carrier family 22 member 15-like. Gene Ontology annotation, cellular component: membrane. Gene Ontology annotation, biological process: transmembrane transport. Gene Ontology annotation, molecular function: transmembrane transporter activity. NCBI's taxonomy places the organism in Eukaryota, Metazoa, Chordata, Aves, Pelecaniformes, Ardeidae. Bases 322 to 1716 code for a protein of 464 amino acids. The record is from RefSeq and is a predicted model, not a curated record. The transcript has 11 exons.